CGGCGGCAGCGGCAGACGAACCCGAUGCCCUGCAGAUGGUGCCUUAGCUCGUGCGCCCGCCCCACACCGCUUCGCACUCGACCGAACGCGAGCGCACAGACGCGUCUCCGAAGUGUGCGCUCUCGUGAGCUCAUGUCAUUCCUCCCACUCUGCUCCGUCAUCUCUCACACUGGACCGCGCUCUCUGUUUUAAUUCAGCCUAUUGCCACUGAAUAAGACACUGCCCCUGAGAGCGAACCGGUGCGCUUUUGGAAACGGGAGGCUUCGCUGUGGACGCGUUUACCCGCUGCUCUUCGCCCUUGGAUUUGAUUCGCACAUCACGCUUCUUUCUUCUGUCCAGAAUGGGGUUUGGCGUGCUAGUGCUUCUGUGCGCUCUCACCGGUCUGGUGUACGGGGACAGUAAACUCAAGACAUGCUCGGACAUCAGGCAGUUCUAUAGCAGCAAGGGGUUCAAUCUGAACGGAGUCCCGCAAACAGUAAUAUCCGGUGAGCACCUGCAGGUUUGUUCUCAGGGUUACACCUGCUGCACGUCUGGGAUGGAGGAGAACCUUCUGAACCUGAGCCAACGAGAGUUUGAGACUCAUGUGAAGGAGUCUGGACGCACCUUACAGGCCUCUCUCAACAGCCAGUACAAGAGCUUUGAUGAUUAUUUCUUGGAGCUGUUGAACCGUUCUGAAGCAUCGCUCCAAACCUCUUUCCAGACCGGGUUUGGACCUUUCUUCUCCCAAAUCAAAAAGGUGUUUCAGGAUCUGUACUCAGAUCUCCGGCGCUACUACCGAGGGUCCAGUGUCAAUCUCGAGGAGGUGCUGAAUGAAUUCUGGGCCCGUCUGCUGGAAAGACUCUUUAAAGCUUUAAACCCUCAGUACAUUAUUGGAGAGGAGUAUCUGGAGUGCGUAGCCAAGCAGUCAGAAACACUAAAGCCGUUUGGAGAUACACCGAGAGAGCUCAAGACCAAAAUCACACGCACAGUCAUUGCGGCCAGAACGUUUGCGCAGGGUCUGGUGAUCAGCGGCGAAGCGGUCAGGAAGGUUUCACAGGUGUCUCUGAGCACUGAAUGUGUGCGCGCCAUAAUGAAGAUGACAUACUGUCCUCACUGUAGCGGCGUGGCUUUUGCCAAGCCCUGCUCAAGCUACUGUAAGAAUGUCAUGAAGGGCUGCCUCGCCAAUCAAGCAGAUCUGGACUCGGAGUGGAGGAACUUGGCAGAUGCUAUGCUGGAGGUAGUUGACAAACUGAGCCGGCCUUACAGUGUGGAUUCGGUGGUUCUGUCUCUGCCAAAACGCAUUGCUGAAGCUAUUCUCUACAUGCAAGACAACCUCAACACGUUCAACAAUAAGGUGUUUCAGGCAUGUGGUUCUCCUGUUGAGAGCUCCAAAACUGAGGACCAGAUCAAGCGAGGUAGAAACACAGCAGAAGAAGUGAGCGGCACCCCAGAAGCCCAACUGGAGAAAGUGUUAUCCGAUGUGUCCAGAAUGUUAAGGGAUAUCAUGCAGUACUGGGUCCAUUUGCCCAGAAAACUGUGUGUGGAUCGCGAGUCUGGACCGAGCGAAGCAGACACAUGUUGGAACGGAAUGAGUGUUGACAGGUAUCUGCCAGAAGUGAUGGGAGAUGGGCUGGCCAGUCAGAUCAAUAACCCUGAGGUGGAAAUUGAUAUUACCAAACCAGACAUGGCUGUACGCAAACAGAUCAUGCAGCUUAAAAUAAUGAUCAACCGACUGAAGUAUGCCAUCAAUGGAAACGAUGUGGACUUCCAGGAUACCAGUGAUGAUAUCAGCGGUUCAGGAAGUGGAAUGUGUGCCGAUGAUCAGUGUUCCCGCAAUCCACGUUUAAUGGCCCCAAACACGGACAAGCCCAAUGUAUACGCCUAUCCGUCAGAGAACAAGAAGGUGGUGAAUGGAAGAAGUAGCCAGAACCUUCCAUGCGUCAGCCUCUACCUUCUCUCAUUGGUCACAGUCUUGUUUAGGCGAUAAUCGGCAAGCAAUUCCACCAACUGGGACUGAGUACAGGACUGGGUUGGGUUGUGGAGGGGCGGGGUUAGUCACAUUGCCAAAACAAACAUGCAAACAUCAACAGAAUCCGGCGAAUGCAUCACUUUUUUUUUGUCUUGAAUAAGAACACCAUGGAAUAUUCUUAGAUCUGUGUACUUUUUUGUCUCUUAUUUGAUAUAUGACACCCCUAGAGCUGUCUGUGGUGGAAACGGUCUCUGAGAAUGCGCAUCUGUAACAAUAUCUAUACGAAAAUGCACCCCAACAAACAAAACAUGUUUGUUUUUCCUUAUUCAAAAAAAUCAUUUUAGAUUAUAUUUAUUUAUUAAUUAAGACCCAUAAAGAUAAGACAUCUCUGGCCGCUCAAGCUUGAGAAUGUCCUUCAGCACUUGUUCAAAGUGAACAAAACAUCGUAAAGAACCAUGUGUUCUUAUCUUUGUUUUAAAGCUUUUCUAAUCGUGAAAACAAGCUUUACUCAGUCUUGUUUCAUGAAGACCAGCGGUCAGACGCUCUCUCUGUCUCUCUCUCGUUCAUUGUACUAGUUUCUGCACUCCACUUUGCAAAUGGGUUUCAGGGGCCAUUUUAAAGAAAACACAACAUGUAUUUACUCUGGAUGUAAAUAAACAUGUACUAACCACAGUCACAUUUUCAAUAUAGCCUUGAGGACCCUCAACAGCACUAGAGCAAUAUUUGGGAUGAAACGUUAAUGCACCAGCAAUGACAAAGAGACGGGCGAGUUUUCCGUGGAACAGAUAUGUAAUGACCGUCAUCUCAGAAAGGGAUUUUACACAUGGGAAAAGACAAGCCGGAGAAUGAAAGACUUGAAACCGGAGGGAUGUGGAGGCGUUUCUGGACAUUGUUAAUUUGAUAUUGAUUCAAACCACAUAGAGAUGUGUGUGUGAGUUAUGUGUGAGUGCACUUCAGAGAAAAUGUUGCUUUGUAAGUACUCACUAUACAAAUAUACACGUGUACUCAAUACAUGCUGCAUCCACGUCAGAUCUGAUUAGUUCAGUGAUUCACAGAUGUGAGUCUCAAAUAUUUCCUAGCCCCACACCCUGCCCUUCAUUAGCAGACAAGUUGGGUUGUUUAUGGUACGCACACAAUGUUGAUGUGAAAAUGUGCUGCGCAAACGUUUGCGAAACCUUUUACCAAUGAAAGUCUUUCAGUUUUAGGUAAGAAUUGCACUCUAUGCAAGUAUGUAAAUGCAAAUAAUGUAUGCAUAAUAUGUAUACUGUAUACAAUGUAGCGAUAGCACACCUAUGGAGUUACCAUCCAAAUGUUUGCGUUACUGAAUCGAAUGUUGUUGUUGUUAAGGUAGCUAUAGCUAUAAACAUGUUGACCAUUGGACUAACUUGAACUAGCUUGCUAAGCUAAAUAGCAUGCAUCCUCCCAUACUUGUGUUGGAUUAUGAAAUACACCUAAUUACCAACAACCCCAUGACCUUACACAGGAAAAGCGGUUUGGAGAAUAAAUGGAAGGUUGAAAUAAUACAUACUAAUACACAUUUUUGCAUUAAUGUAAUGGUAGCACAUCUUAGUAUUCUAGGAGGCGAUAGAGUUACCAUCAAAAGUUUGCAUUAUUGAAUCUAAUGCUGUUGUUGUUAAACUAUAAAUGUGUUGAUCGUUGGACUAACUUGAACUAGCUUGCUAAACUAAAUUCACUUCAAACUGUUAAAACACCAUGAAAAUAUGUCAAAUGUUUGCUAAAACUUGCCUAAUACCCACAAUAGUGCACCUUUCAUACUUAUGUUACAUUAUAAUCACUGAAGCUAAUUUCCAGCAUUCCCGUGACCCUAGAGGAUACAGUGGUUUGGAGAAUGGAUGAAUUUUGGCUAAUUUCAUAACGCAAUGUAAAAUCAAGCAUAGCUAGAAGCAUUUUGUGUUCUCGUACUUGCAUAGAGUUCAGGCCUAGGACAGAAUGACGUAUUUUUUUUUAAACCUGAAGAGCUUAAUUUUUGGCUCUUUUAAUAAGCUUUGCAUUUGUGGAGGUUACAGGAAGUGAUGUAACUGAUUAAUGUUGCCAUUGGCUUUGCAGGGAAAGUGCUACAGUUUCGGUCACCAUGUGGCAUACAGAUUUGACCGGCUCAUUGAGAUGGAGAGCAACACCCCCUCCCUUCAAGUUUAGAAAUGCUGCACUUUGCAUGACGCACGCGGCCAUGUCCGCAUGACUACAUCACAUGAUCAGGGGUCGAUAACAGAGAAAUAUCCCACAGGCGGUGUUAUGGAUUGUUUGUUGAUCGAUUGGAUCAGAUGUGGUUGAAAAAAAUGGACCCGUGGCACAAUUCACUAACUAUCUGUAGAGUGAUCUGACCUGAAAUCAAUCUUAACUGUCUUUAGCAUGUUUGGUAAAUCAUUGACAGUUAGUAGUCUGACCCCAGGUCAGCUAAACAGUCCCACAUCUAGAUGCGAUGGCAUAAAUGUGGCACUGCCACUCACUCCUUACAGAUGAAUGUGGCUGAUAUUGUCAAAAUGUGCUGGGAUGAAAAAAUGAAAUUGCAUUCUGGUAUAUACUUUAUUUUUGUUUGUUUGUUUAAAAAAAUGAUAACGGGUUUGUGUUUAAGGUUGAAAGUAGUACAUUUUGAAGAGACCGAGGAAAUUAUCUGUCCAUUGUUGUUGUCUGUUCUUUAAAAAGAAAGAGAAAAACCCUUGUGUCAAUUAUAUAGAUCAAAAGAUUUUGAAAA
Molecule: messenger RNA, 4661 nt
Organism: Carassius carassius (crucian carp)
Lineage: Eukaryota; Metazoa; Chordata; Actinopteri; Cypriniformes; Cyprinidae
Product: glypican-1-like
Exons: 9
Coding region: 341-1966 (541 amino acids)
Biological process (GO): cell migration; negative regulation of fibroblast growth factor receptor signaling pathway; regulation of protein localization to membrane
Cellular component (GO): extracellular region; cell surface; synapse
Molecular function (GO): fibroblast growth factor binding
Source: RefSeq, a predicted model, not a curated record